CCGCAGUGGAACGGAGGCGACUGUCAGCAUAAGCCAGGAUGCAAGCUGUGCGUGUAAAGUAUAGAGAACAACAAAAGUACAUCUGUUUUGAGGGCCAACUGACCUACACAUCGUUUUUGGAAUGUGUUGCCAAGAAGUUCAACAUUCCAAACUUGGACUUCAAAGUUUUUGAUGACUCAAAGACUGAAGUUGAUGAGGAUGUUUUUGAUUUCCUUAUGAAAAAACAAAACCUUGGUGUGCUAGAGAUUUGUCAAGCACAAGGUCCAAAUCCAGAUGAUUCUUCUGCAAGCACCUCCUUUACCAGUUCCAGUGGAGAAAUUGAAGUGGACUCUGAUGACACCAUAUUAUUGGAACACAGUCCUACAACAAGACGGAGAGCUGACGACACUUCUCUUGCCCGAAUGGUUGAAGAUGUUCUAAAGAACAAACCAGGAGGAGAGAGGAUCAUCAAUGAGUAUGCCCGGACAAAAAGCCUAACGGAUAGCAGACGGCGUGACAUGGUCAAGAUAUUAGUUGCACAUAUGACAAGUGAACAUGGGACAAGUCCUUCAAGACGUGUUAAAGAGAAAUAUGCAAAGGGUAUCAUCACGUUGUUCCCAUACCUGGCUGAUCCUAGGAGCAGGCUGGGCUAUGAGCAUUUUUACAAUGCAGAAGAUGGGAGUGGGUAUCUGGCUUGGAGAUUGAAGUUUAUCCUAAAGGAAGCUUCUAAUGGACAAAACAAGACUCCCAGAAUGUCAAAAACGCAAAUGGGUAUGUGA
Maylandia zebra (zebra mbuna) is the source of this 758-nucleotide messenger RNA. The record is from RefSeq and is a predicted model, not a curated record. NCBI's taxonomy places the organism in Eukaryota, Metazoa, Chordata, Actinopteri, Cichliformes, Cichlidae.